Molecule: messenger RNA, 3374 nt
Organism: Pseudomyrmex gracilis
Lineage: Eukaryota; Metazoa; Arthropoda; Insecta; Hymenoptera; Formicidae
Gene: Ctl1
Product: CTL-like protein 1
Exons: 14
Coding region: 422-2428 (668 amino acids)
Biological process (GO): transmembrane transport
Cellular component (GO): membrane
Molecular function (GO): transmembrane transporter activity
Source: RefSeq, a predicted model, not a curated record
CAAUUUGUCGCACCUCGCGCCAUCAAAUAUUUUCUCAAUCAUGAAAUCGCACACGUGUAUACAAAGAUUCAGAAGUCAAAUAGAGAUCAAAUUUCCAAGCUUCGAGUCUAUAUCUUUAAACAACAAUUAAUAGAGCAACAGCAAGGUCGCGUACUAAAACCCGUUAGCGGUUACGAUCUCGAUAAACCGAUCGAUUAUAUAGUUACAAAAAAAUUAAUGACAAAUGUAUUCCCGCCGGUAUCCGCUCCAUUUCACUCUUUCGGAGCGUCGGGACCCACGGACUUGUCGUGUAUACACAGAAAGUUACGGCACUGAGCGUUGCUGAGCGUCAGUCGCAGUUUGACGUCUAUGCGACAUAUACUUGUUGGUGACGAUUCCGUGCAAUCCUGUGCGAUUCUGCGAAGCAACGAAGAAAGAAGGGAUGUCCUGUUGUAGUAGUAAAGAUGAGGAACAAGCUGAACCAACACGAGUACGAGGAUGCACGGACGUUUUCUGGCUUUGCCUCUUCAUCGCUUUCUGGUUUCUUAUGAUCUUGAUUGCUGCCUUUGCGAUAGUGUAUGGCAAUCCCCUACGGCUUAUAAAUGGGUACGACAGUUUUGGAAAUACAUGUGGCACCAAAAAUAAAAAGUUUGGUAGCAUGGAAUUGUCUGGACUGGAUACUACCGACAAACCAUAUUUAUUCUUCCUGGAUAUAAACAAUGUUACUCAGUCGUUAAAGAUUUGUGUGAAACAAUGUCCCGACAGAAUCAUAAAGAAUAUAGAUGAUAUCUGUAAAUUUUAUCUAGACACAGGGUCACAAUUAUGUCACGAUAGACCAGGCGGUAAUUUCAGUGCUUGUAACACCAAGAACAGCAGAUUCGGAUCUUGCCCAGAACGUGCCUAUCCUAGCAUACCUGUUUUAAAUAGAUGUAUCCCCGCAGCAGUCAAAGAAGUGGGCGAAACGGUAGUUUCAAAUUUGUACGGCUUGAUCAAUUCGUGGGAUGUUAUCGAACAAGUUUUGGGAGAUCUUUACAAAACAUGGCGAGAAAUUUUAGCAUUGUGUUUUCUUGCCGCCGUUUUAUCUUUCUUCAUGAUAGUAAUCUUUCAUAUGCUCGCAAGUAUCGUGACGUGGAUUACCAUCGGACUUGUAAGCAUCGCUUGUACGGGAGGUACAAUUCUCUUGUGGAUAACGUAUGUUGAUAUUAAAAGAACCUUGGACAAAACUGAUCCAAAUCAGCUUCUUGAAGAGGCUGUUAGAAAUGAAAGAGCGUUUCUUGCAUUUUCCAUUAUUGCUACUAUUAUUACCAUUAUUUUAUUGUUUCUUUCGUGUAUAUUACGCAAACGUAUCAAAUUUAUGGCAGACUUAUUCAGAGAGAGUGCAAAAUGUUUGCACGAAUUGCCAGGAUUAUUUCUUCAACCAGUUUUAACAUUUAUUAGCUUGGUACUGUUUUUUGCCUUUUGGGUAUUUGUAAUUCUUUGCCUUUCAACAGCAAAUUAUCCCGAGACGAAAUCAGUGCAAAUGUACAAGAACACUAUAUUUGAUCCCUUGAAUUUGAGCUCGAUCGGUGAAAAUGCUCCUUUGAUUGAGGAAAAAAAGAUCGACUUUUCUCUUGAGAAUUUUAAAACGUUUACUAUUGUGGAAUACGUCGACGCAACUUGGGUGAAGUACAUGUGGUGGGUAUAUCUCAUAGGACUGGUAUGGACGUCGGAAUUUAUCGCCGGAUGUCAAACCAUGGUAAUAUCGGGUUCCGUCGCUCACUGGUAUUUUAGAGGUAAAAAUGCCAGCUCCUAUCCGGUGUGCUCGUCCAUAGGACACUUGAUUUGUUAUCACAUGGGUAGUGUAGCGUGUGGAUCGUUUCUGAUAACUAUCUUUAAAUUACCCAGACUGAUUUUAACUUAUUUACACGCAAAAUUUGAAAAGACUAAGGAAACAUCUCCAUGCGCUCAGUGCGGUUUGAAGUGUUGCAUUUGCUGUUUUUAUUGUUUAGAAAAAUUUAUUCGAUAUAUGAAUCAUAAUGCGUAUACCGUCAUUGCUAUAGAGGGUACUCACUUUUGUAAUGCGGCCAGAAUAGCUUUCACAACACUCGUCAAUAAUGCUCUACAAAUAGCGGUGAUCAACGGAUUUGGCGAUUUUAUAUUAUUUUUGGGAAAAUGUUUCGUCACGGCUACUACAGGAAGCGUCUCGUUGCUCUUGCUGAGAAGCGAUCCGGAUCUGGAAUUCUACGCCAUUCCGGUUUUAAUUGUUUGCGUUUUCUCAUUUUUCAUAGCUCAUUGCUUAAUUUCUCUUUACGAGACCGUUAUCGACACGCUGUUCUUAUGCAUAUGCGAAGACAAAAAUCUGAACGGUGAGAAUGGAAAAUGGCGUCAGUCCUCAUUGGCAAUGAUCGGAACAUCCAACAGCAACGCAAACGGGCAACAGUCUCACGAAUUAACACCGAUGAACGAAUAAGUAUUCUUGUUAUUAUUGUUAUUAACGAUGCAUUUAUUUACCAGUAUAUACAGAACGUAGUGGUUUCCGCUCAUAAGUUGGUCGGUGUGGGUGUGGGUAGGAGAAAAUAACAGGCUUUCUUCAAAUAUUCUUUUUUCUAGCGCUGUGCGUAUGCAAAUAUAUACAUUCGUGCGUAAUGUUAGACCGCGAUGUGUGCAAUGUAACAAUUUAUUUAAACUAGCUUACAAGCGGAACCUACUAGUUUCAUCACUUUUUUACGCACGUAUUUUUUAAGCAUUUUUACGAUAAUUGCAUCUAUCAUUUUAUCACAUCUCGCAUAUACAUAUUUUUGUGACGAUUUUGUCUCUUAACUCUAGAAUAUGCAUGUAUUUCGUUUUCAAACGUUUUAAGUGAAAAAAAUUGAUUGAUUGUAGACAGUUGCUGUGCAACGACUUCAAAGUUGUUGUGGAGUUCGUCAGACUCCUCCCGCGUGUAUUCCCGGAACAAAAACAAAAGUGUGUAUUCUAGAAUUAAGACGAUGAUGGAGCGAAUAGACAAACUCCAUGUACAUACUAUUGACAGAGAAAUGAGAGUACUUAUAAUACUAAAAUAAUAAUAUAUUUUAUAUGUUUAUAUAAAAUAUAUUUUUUAAAUGUUAUACAUUUGUCCUUCUUUCAAAGUCAAUAUUUCGAAGUAAAAUCUAACCCACAUAGGGCUAAUUUAAUAUUGUUUUUUAUUGUAAUAAUAUAUUUUAAGACUUUCGCAUAUUUGAUGUGUAUUAGCGCUGUUGAGUCAUUCUAUUCUUAUCGAUCAUUUAGCUGUAAAACAAGGAUAGAAUGACGCAUUAACGCUAUCGCGCUCCCCGCGAACGCGCGAACAAAAGCCAUUGUGUAUUAAUUUACACUUUAUAACUAUUUCACAUAUACACUUAGUGUAUAGCUCUUAAUGUGGCCUUAUUAUUAAAUAU